UCCUUCGUGGAAUUAAUUAGAGCAUUACCGAGCAUUGCUUCACUUAUUUAAUAGCUAAUUAACCGUAACCCGAAGAAUUCAUUAAGCGAUAAAUUACCGAGAGAAAGUGCUCCGGUGCGGUUUAUCUCGUCUGACCCUCGCUGGAUUGCACGAAUGCCAGGAGGAUUACCAGAAAUAUUUUCAAACGCGAAUACUCCUCCUCGCUUUGGUGAUUCACCCUGAAAUCGAGAGAACGAGUACCGGGGAAAAAUAUUCCCGACCUUGUUAUGCAUUUCUUCCGGCAAAUCUGUUACUCAUCCAUCUCCGGAUGUUAUAUCACGUAAAUUUGACUCACAUUUCCUUCGUUGAUAAACGUAAUCGGCGGAACGUUUGACGUGUCGCCUUUAUGUUGCGUUAGAAAUAGGAAUAGGUUUUCUCUCUCGUGGUUCGUAGAGUGGAAGAAGCUGAUGAUGUGUUUCUUUACAUCAAAAUCCUUGGAAUGAUAAGAAAUUCAAUAUAACUUAACGGUGAAUUUUUCUUCCAAUCGUCGCGAAUUUUGGGUCGGUGCUGCCAUCUGUAUACCAGGAGAUUAAUCGCCAACUGGUGCACAAUCGUAGGAAGGGGCAUGGCCCCCUUCCAUGCUUCGACACUCCAUGCCCAAGCGACCGUGUAAAUGGCUGUUUGAAUUGAAAUAACGUAUUUUAUUUUUAUAUUCUGAUAUGUAUGGACUUGACGAUUCCAAUUGGAGGUAAAAGUGAUCGAGCGAUCAAUCAACUUAUGCUUGUUCUUUGACGUUUUUAAUUCCACACGAGUAAGUCAUUUAUUCACCAAGAUGGAAAAAUGGACACAAGUUGUCCUAGAGUGGAUAAAUUGUAUAGGCAUUUUGGAUGCUCCCAUUAAAGAUCUUCAAGAACUACAAUAUAGAACGUUUUAUGGGAAAAUACUUGAUUUAUUAUCGAAGAAGCAAGAGGAAGAGAAACUAACUGCACAAGAACGUGUCUUAAGGUUUAUCGAAGAUGAAUAUCCAGAUUAUGUGCACGAGGAUGGUAGCGGAGAAAGUAUUUUACCAGACAUUCAUAUAGCAUCCUUAUUAAUGCUCCGAGUAUCCCAAGAACCUAGUUUUCAUAGACCAAUGUGUAUCAAAUUGCAGCACGAAACACAAAUUAAAAUUAAAACAUUUCUUGAAGUAUGUCUUCCCUAUGGUAAAAAUAUUACAAGAGAAACAUUAAACUCCGCGAUAGCAGAACUUGAAGAUGCUCCUCCAAAAACUCCUACGAUGACACCAAAGGUGCGACCUUUAAGAGACUUCUUCAAUUCACCAGCAGCACAAUCUGCUAAGAGUCAAAGAUUUAUGAACGAACGGAAUCAAGAACUGAGACGGCUCAAAGCUGAAUUAGAACUAGAGCGAUUUGAAAAAAUUGAUUUGCAGGAGGACUUAAAAGUCCAACAAGACAAAAUAAACAAGUUACAGAAGAGACUUCAGGAAAAGUCUAAUGAAAUGAAGGCACUGCGCCAAGAAUGGACAAGACCGUCAACUCCACUCUGUUGUAAGAAAUGUAAUAAAUCUGUAGAGAAGGAAGAUAUGUAUCAGAAGCAGAUUCAUACAAUGGAGCAAUAUGCUACUCAACUGCAAUUAGAAAUUGACAAGUACGAAGAGGAGAAGGAGGCUCUAUCGAAACAAUUUGUUGCUACCAAGAGACAAUACUCCUCGUUUAAAGAUAAAUUUCAAGAAAGUGAGAAACAUGUGGCAACAUUAUCGAUUCAAGCUGCACUUAAGGACAGAGAAUUAUUUGAUCUCAGAAAAAUCAAUGAAGAAUUAAGAACUUACAUCAAUGAAAUGAACAAAGCUUCUUUUGAAGAACGGAGCUUCGAAGUGGAAAAUACUUCCAUGUCGGAGUUACCGCUGUUAUCUUUGGACACCAGUGAAGCAUUAAGUUCUGUAAUUGAUAUCCAACUCCAAGAAACUCGAGAGGAAUCGAACCAUUUAAAAACACAGUUGGAAUCAUUAAAUGUUAGAUUAAAGCUGACCGAAGAAGAGUGUGAAACUGUUAAGCAAAUGAAUGUUAUGCUUCAAGAAAAGGUAUCAUCAUUGAGCUCCGUCCAGCAAGAACUGAAGGAUACGCAGAAAAAGUUAUCUUCUGUAUGUGAAAAAGUAUGUGAUUUAGAACACAAGAAUAAAUCUUUGCAGGAUGAAUCUGAUAAACUGACAGAAGCACUGACUUUGAAGGAAGAAUCCCUGAUGCAAGCUAAACAAAAGGUGGAAGUUCUUAAUAUUACUUUAGAAAGUGUAACAACAAAAUUCAAUGAUACAGAAACAUCGUUACGUAUUCAGGAAAAUACAUCGUUAGCAUUAAAGGCUGAGCUUUCACAUGCUAAAGCACUUGAGUUGAAGAAAAUGGAAGAAAUUCAAAACCUUGAAAAAGAAAGAUCUUUUUCAGAAACAGUUAUGGAAAAUUGUAAAAAAAUUCUUGGAAGCUUCUUAAUACGAGGAUGCGAGUUGAUAGGAGAUAAUAUGAUUCAAUUGGAAAACCUGUCAAUUCUUGACCUGACCAGAUGUUGUGAAAAAUUAGUAGAUAAUUUCGGAUCCCUUUACGGUUCCAGUGUAUCCGAGAUAGAGACUUUAAACGCUAAAAUUGAAGAAAUGACAUUUACGAUAUCAAAACAACGAGCAGAUAUAGCUGCAUUAGAGAUUAAAGAGAAUGAAAAUGUACAACAAAAGGCAAAAAUUUCUGAGGAACUGAGAGAAGCUAAUCUCAAAAUCAAAGACAUGGAAAAUAGGCUAAAAGAAUAUUUAGAAAGAGUGUCUUAUUUGCAAGAAGUUGCAAAGGAAAAGGACCUAAUAGAAGAGCAUUUACAAAAAAUGCAGGCAGAGUUACAAGAUAGAGAUUCGCGAAUAGAAUGUUUAAUGAAUCAGGUAAAAGAACUGGAAACCAGUACAGCGAUUUUGGUGAAUAACUUGGAAACAUCGAAACAAGCCUUUGCAGAAUUAAACUUGCAGCAAGAACAGAAUGAGGAGACUAUUAAAAGGUUAUCCGAAGAAUAUCAGCAACUCGACAGGGAAUUAAAAAAUGCAGAGUCCGAUAAAGCUCAAUUAAUCAGUCAAAUAAAUUGCAAGGAAAAAGAUUUAGAAAUUCUGGUAACCACUACAAAAUAUUUGGAAGAAAAAAUUUCCACCGAUCAACAAAUAAGAAACGAUUUGGAAAAUAAGGUAUCUGUGUUAAAAGAAGAUUUGAAUCGAAGCAUUAAAAAUCUCCAGGAAUUACAAGAUGCGAAAAAAGUAAUGGAAAUGGAACAGGUUACAGAAAUUUCUGAAAUGAAAAGCAAAAUAACAAAUUUGCAAUCUCAACUGUCGAAUGUUACUUUAAAUCUGGAGAGUACAGGAAAGGAAUACAGUUUGUUACAUGAAAAAGAAAAAUCCAUAUCAAAAGAAUAUGAAGAAAAAUGCAAAUAUAUCGACGCAUUAAUUUUGGAGACAAAUCUGCUUAAAUCAGAGAAUGAAAAUCUCCAUAUUACGCAGACACAAAAAGAGAACGAAGCAAAAAAUUUGAUUGAGUCCCUGCAGAUUCAAUUGAAUAAUUCUCAAGAUGCUUUGAACCGAUUAAAUGAAGAGUUGAUAUCAAAGGAAAAUUCCUUGCAAGAACUGCAGUCCAAAAUCGAUCUAACAAUUGAAGAGAAGCUCGACUCUGAAAAAAAAAUGAAGGAAAUUAUUGCAAACCUGCAGGAAGUUAGGAAAAGUCAGGAUGCCGUUUUGGAAACGCAAGCAAUGGCCUUGAAGGAAAAGACUUUGCACGUAGAAGAUCUUGAAAAGCAAUUUGAGGAUUCUAAAAGCCUACUGUCUCUUCAAGCCGAGAAAGAGAAACUAGCGCGCUACGACAUAGAAGCAAAGUACAGAACUUUGGAAAUCGAUUACCAUUCCCAAAUAAAAAAAGGUACAGAAGCUGCAGAAUCUUUACGGGUUCUUACAGAAAAGUUGAAUGAAACUUCCGUGAAGUGUGCGAACGCCGAAUUAGACGCGUCCAAAAUUGUUUGUAUGUGCGAGAAUUUAAUAUAUACUGCCGCGAAAGACUUGAAUGGUACGAUUGCAGAAUUGUGUCCUACUUUAGAUCUAGAUGGAAAUUCUGAAGAUAGUGAGACUUUCGACAAAGAUGCCUUUAAUUGUGCCAUAAACAAAAACCUUUCCGAAAUAUUGUGCUUUAUUAACGUGCAGAUCAGAGCAGCAAGGGAAGCCGCGUUACAGUUGUCGUCGUCUAAGGCAAAUCUGGAGAAAGCCCUUCGAAAAGAAAAAGUCACAAGUGAGAAGGUUUCAACAGUGGAGAAUCUUAAUGCCGAAUUAAGGAGCAAGAUCAAAGAACUUGCUCUAGCGCAAGGUAAAGCCAAAGAGUAUCGAUUCAACUUGCUGAAGAAGCUGGAAACCUUGACAGAAUUACUAUCAGAAGCUCUGACCUUGAGAGAAACACUGCAUUCAGAAUUAACUAAUCUACGUCUCGACUGGACACGAGCAUUGAAUAAAUGCAAAGAUAUUUUAAUCGAAGACAAUUCCAUGUGCGACGAACUCAAGCAGCUGCAAGUCAAGAAAAAGGAAUUAGAAAAUAUCUUUGAUAAUGUAGACAACCGGCGUCUGCAAGAAUUGCCAUCGAUAAUGAAAGUAUCAUGGCAAACGAUUUUCUGGAUGAAACAAAAAUUAAACGAAGAACCCGAUACAUUGGAAGAAAAGAAAAGACAGAAAGAUAUCGAUCAGGUAACUUUUGCUAACGAAGAAGCAAUUGUCAAAGCAGACAUUGAAAACAGUAAAACUCUACAAAAGGAAAUUUCUGAGGCUUGGAAAGGAGUAGAUUCUUUCUCGAAAUUAGCUGAUUCUUACGAGACGAGUUAUCGAGCUGGUGAAAUUAAGCUCGAACCAAAGAUCGAAGAAAAGCUGCAACUGCAGAUCGAUCGACUGAUGAAGGAGAAGAAAGAGCUGAAGGACAAACUCGACUUGACGCGAAUAAGGAAUGCUAAACUAGAAAAAAAUCUGGACGAUCUUCGCGGUGAAAUCAAGAAGCAUAAGGAAGAUGUUUUCUCAUCGACUGCGAACGAAGUAGAAAAUCUGAAGCAGCAGAUAGAGAGGUUCCUGAAGGAGAAUGAAAGUUUGAAAGAAGAAAAGCAGGAAUUUUUAGUCAAGGAAUCGAAGUACAAGGCGAAUUUGGAUGCUCGAAUUAAGGAAGUACAUAACGAGUAUGAAAUCAAGCUAAAAGGGAUUAAAGAAAAAAUGAAAAUUGCGUACAACGAUCAAGUAGCAAAACUAAACAAAGAGCACGAAAAGGCUGCUCAGAAAUUGCAGGGUGUACAUACCACGAUGGAGCAGCAGUGUCGCAAGCACACGGAAGAAAUUGCGAAGUACAAAACUCAUCUCAACAGUCUUAAUACCGAAUUGUGGGAUGUCGGAGACAAGCUCCUCUUUGAGAAACAAAAAAAAGAAGAAGCCUUGCAAGAGCUACGAUUGCUGAAAGAUGAAUUGUACAGAUUGAAUGAAAGAAGCGAGACUAACCGACAGUCGAUUCGUUCCAUGCUACCGAGUAAGACUUCCAGCUUGGAUAGAAGAGACUUCUCUUUGGACCGCUUGGAACGUGGAUCAAGACAAGCCACUUGUUCUAGAGUCGAAGUGAUCGAAGAAGAGGCUACUUAUGCCAGGCGUCACAGCGUCCGAAGUAUUCAGACUCUGGGAAACGCGUUCAAAGCAGAAGACGAGGAAGGCGAGGUUUUCGAUAGCAUCUAUUUAGCCGAUCUGAAGGAAGGUAGAUGUUUGCCCGUUAACGACGUGGACAGAAUGUCUGUCCUACAAAAGAGGAACUCGCUCUGCAAGCCACAUCUGAAAUCCUCCUAUCCUGCAGAGACCCAAUUUCAUCCUUUAGGACUCACAGAGGAUGAAAUUAAGGGCAGUGCUGUGUCCGAGGAUGUGUUCAACGAUAGUCUCAGUCAAAGCCUCUUGCCAGGUCAAAAGCCGAAAAAGAAGGACCGGACUCAGACGUCUUACAAGAAACCUGGACCUCCUACACCGAGUAAGAACGGUGGAAGAUUAUCGCUCCAGGGCAAUGAACUACGGAGUCCCAAUUCAAGGAUCUUAAGGGAGAGAAAUGCGGAAAGAACUACGGCGACUCCACGGCGAUUAAAGGAAUUAUUCAGCACUUCGCUUUCAAGGCGACAUGACGAGAAUGUUGCAGGUACACCAAGAAGUCGAGGAUUCGUCAAGCUUUUCCGAAAGCAGAGAAGUUCGACCGAUAAAAGUUAGGUUUACUUUUGGAGAACGUAGAGUUUUUACGAGGAACAACGUGUACAUACCGAGA
Molecule: messenger RNA, 6302 nt
Organism: Orussus abietinus
Lineage: Eukaryota; Metazoa; Arthropoda; Insecta; Hymenoptera; Orussidae
Gene: mud
Product: WEB family protein At4g27595, chloroplastic
Exons: 11
Coding region: 812-6247 (1811 amino acids)
Source: RefSeq, a predicted model, not a curated record